GGAUUAACGGACAGGGCUCCGCACCGGUUCCCAACUGAUUGGAAGAAACGAAGUGGGUGGAACCUCCGGACCCGGCCCUCGCGCCUCGGUCGCUAGGGACGCUUUGGCCCGGGCAUCACGAUGGAUCGGGACGAGGGGCUGACGGCCGUGGACAACAUAGUCACUCAGUUCAACACCUAUGAAGAUUUCCUCGACUCGCAGAUCACUACCGUGGACCUGUACUACCUGGAGGAUGAAGGCCUGGCCCGCCAGUUGGUGGAGCUAGGCUACCGAGGGACUGGAGAGGUGGUUAAAAGGGAAGAUUUUGAAGCAAGGAAGGCAGCGCUAGAGAUUGCAAGGCUGGCUGAAAGAACUCAGAAAAAGACGUUAACAAGUGCUGGUAAAGACCUGCAAGAUAAUUUUCUGAAGGCUCUGGCAGUGAGAGAAGAAGACAAUCGCAAUGGAAAAGUGAGCGAAGAAGUUGGUUUUAAGUCAUUGGGUUUCUUUUUCAAGUUCAGGUGGCUGGUAAUGUUUUCAGAUGAGAUAGAAUUUUGUUCUAUGCACCAGCAGACCGUGAUCUUUAUUCGUGACAGAAAUUCUCAUGGGCAGGAGAUAUCAGGAUACAUUGACUAUGCCCACAGGCUAAAGAUCGAAGAUUUUGAAGUCUACUUUAGUGGAAAAAGAAGACUUCUUCCAAAACCCACAGAUAUGAGCUUUUACAACUGGGACAGUCAUACUGCUGUUUGGAAUUCAACUCCCAAUUAUCAAGUGAUUGCUGAUAAUCCAGAAGGCUUACUUUUCAAAUACAAAAGAGACAGAAAAAUUCUCAAUGUAGAUCCAAAGGUUUCCCCAGGCGACAACUCUACUAGAACCCCUAUCCAGACAGAACUCUACAUUCAAGCUGUCAUUUUUGACCACAUUUCCAGAAGAAAGACUUAAGUACCAACAUGUUACGUGGUCCCCUAAUGACUUGCUAAAUUUGAAUGAAUUCUAUAACCCGGAGCAACUUAGAAAAUAAAUGAGUUUGUAGAUGGAAGCCAGGUUAGAAUAAUAAAGUUGAUAAAGAAAUCAGAAAGAAAACCAUAAUCGUGACUGUCUUUGUGUGGUACUGAUCUUAAUCUGACUUGAGGUUUUUCUAAAAUUUUCCCAUUAAAUGCUGAAGCUGAUUGCAACAGUUCAUGGGAGAGAAUCUUCUCGCUACUUAUUUUGAAGCUCAGAUUUUCCAAAACAAAAAUGUUCCACGUCUUACUAUUGCCAAAUAUAAGGGACCGAAAUCUAUACCAUGCGGCAGUGCUAUCUACUAAAUUUGUUGAAUAGUGAUAAGAAGUCUGAAAUUGAAGAACAAGAGUAAGAAGAUAUAAAUACAAGAUUUUCAAUAGCUCUAUAUGAGAAAAUAAAAUCUGAAAUGUCCCAUGAGAUGAUGUAUAAAAUGAAGUGUUUAAUAUGUUUAUGUGCCCGGACAAUAUGAAUGCCAUGACCAUGAAGCUGAGAAAAUGAAAUCUAAGAGAAACCAAAAGAUUUUAGAGAAGUGAGGACUUCAUUAGGGAAGAACAUGUUUUCCUCAUGUGCCCCUGCAGGUGACUUUUGUGCAGAAAAGAUAUUAUUCAAGAGGUCACCUGUGAUUUAAAAAUUAAUAUUUGGUUCUUCCUCUUAUUCCUAUUCUCUUCUCUUCUCUUUCUAAGCAAUCCAGUACUAAGGCAUUUGGUUGGGGCCAAGCAAGGUGGAAGUCUGCUCAAUGUGUGGGAGUGGGAAAGCCCAGAGCAGGACAUCAGAGUUCCAGUGGGGUGAGAAGGGUGUAUUCACAGGAGAGGUGAUGGCCUGGCAUGAGAGGGGAGAUUCCACUCAAGACGAGUAGAGUGGUAUUAAAUUAGAAUUGGAUGUAUUUGGUGUGAUCUCACCAUUUUCAAUAUGUACAACAAAUACAGAAUAUAUGUUAAUGUUUUAUGCAUGCAUCUGCCCUUGCUCUGUUCAAUAAGAGGGCCUCAAAACAGCAACACCCAAUAUCAAUGAGCUCACAUCACACCCAGAUCUUGGCUUCUCACCACCACUUUCUACCAAAAGGAAGCAGGCAUCCUUGGGAAAAUGACUGAUUCCAGGGCUGAGACAGGGAAAAUACAUGAGUCUAGAACAUCUUUUUGUGCCAGAAAGCAAAGAAGUUCUUGAAAAAUGAAAGGGAUUUAUCAAAAGGACACUGAAUCCACUUUGGAAAAGUUCCUACUGGUCAAACCUGAGACAGUUUGGGCAUCAAAAUAAAUAAUGAAAACCACAGGCAGACAGUAGGAAACCAUGAGCCCAUACUCAACUACAUAAAUGAAUAAAUGGAAAGUUUGCUGAGGAAUGGGAUAUUUACAUAGUAUCUCCCAGAAAAUAUGUAUUAGUUACAGAGGGAAUAAUGGAAAAAACUGGAAGAUACCACUUUCAACAAGUGAUCAAAGAGAAUAUGUUUAGUAAUGAAGCAAACUGAAUUUGUUCCCCACCAAAUAAUAUGCAACAGAGUAACUCAUCAUCACUUUUGUAAUAAUCCUGCCAAAGUUGCAUAACCUGAAUAUAAUCAAGAGAUAACUCAGAAAAAAACAAAUCCAUGCACAUUAUGCUAAAUAACUGUCCUGAGAUCUUCAAGGUGUCAAGAUCUUGAAAAUAGAAGACUGAAAAACUGUCUCAGCCUGAAGGAGACUAGAGAGACAUGAUAAUCAAAUGCAACACAUGAUUCUGAGUUAUAUCCUUAUCCUAUAAAGGGAAUCUGGGAACAUCUGGUGAAAAUUGAGUCGUUUUUGAAGAUUAGAUGGUGGUAAUGUAAAAAUGUUUAUGUCCUGAUCUUGAUGAUUAUGUUGUGGUUAUAUUAGAAAAUGUCCUUGAUUGUGGGAAAUUACACUAAAGUGUUUGGGAGUCAAGGGGCAUCAUGUCAGCAAAUUGUAAAUAUUUCAGUGGCAGGGGAGGUCUUUGUGCUGUACUUGCAAUUUUUUUGUAAUUCUGUGAUUGUUCUGAAAUAAAAAAUAUUUGAUUUAUUAUAUUUAUAAAUUCAAAACUCUA
Messenger RNA from Zalophus californianus (California sea lion), 3009 nucleotides. It is a transcript of the gene CFAP299, whose product is annotated as cilia and flagella associated protein 299. The record is from RefSeq and is a predicted model, not a curated record. The transcript is spliced from 7 exons. The coding region runs from base 121 to 918 and encodes 265 amino acids. Lineage: Eukaryota; Metazoa; Chordata; Mammalia; Carnivora; Otariidae.